AUGGAAACGGAAGAGCAAGAUUCUAGAGUGACAGCAUUGAAUGGCUACGACUGGCCGGUCGCACUUCCGAAAAACAUUAAUGAAGCGGAUCUUCCUAUGAGAGAUAUAUCUUUCCAAGCUGUUUGGACAGUGUCAAGCUGCAAAUCCGAUGCUGAUCUUGAUCUCACGAAAUAUUCUGUUCCGCCCGUUGGGUCUGUGAUUGUUGAAAAUGCCAUUAGUAGAAUUGUGUCAAAAUACGUUAUAAAUAUCAACGUUAUUUCAGAGGGAAACGGUAUUCACGAGCUACUUCAUGACAGUGUUGAGAAGUACUGGCAAAGUGAUGGUCCCCAGCCUCACACAGUUACAAUAGAGUUUCCACGAAAAACGGAUAUCUGCUUUGUUAUGAUGUAUCUCGACUUCAAAAAUGACGAAUCCUACACACCAAGCAAGAUAAUCGUGCAUCUAGGAUCGUCCUUAGUGCACCUUGAUGACGGCUUACCUGUGGAAUUCAAUGAACCAACUGGUUGGCAACUGAUUGAUCUGCGGUCUCGGCGAACGAAUAGACCGUCACGGGCCAUGGUGGUACAGAUACAAGUAGUGCAUAAUCAUCAGAAUGGGCGCGACACUCAUAUAAGGUAA
Haemonchus placei is the source of this 618-nucleotide messenger RNA. NCBI's taxonomy places the organism in Eukaryota, Metazoa, Nematoda, Chromadorea, Rhabditida, Trichostrongylidae. The record is from the annotation of a GenBank genome assembly.